AUGGAUUUUAACGGUUGUGUUAAUGGAUUGGGGAUAGAGUUGUUGAAUCAGUCCAAUUACAAGGUAUGGAAUACAUGUAUGAAAUCAUAUCUUGUGGGAGAGGAUUUGUGGGAUGUUGUUAAUGGAAAUGACACAAGUCCUCCUACUGACGGACCGAAAAAUAGUUGUGCAUACAAGAAGUGGAAGCAGAUUAAUGCGAAGGCAGAGUUCAUUCUAAAGAGGACAAUCUCCUCUGGUUUAUUUGAUCACAUUAUAAAGUGUAAAUCAACUCAUGAAAUAUGGAGGACCCUUGAUCGCUUGUUCAACAAGAAGAAUGAAGCUCGGCUGCAGAAAUUGGAGAAUGAAUUGGCUAACACCACUCAAAGUAAUCUUUCUAUCUCCGAGUAUUCUUUAAAGAUUAAGAACUUAUGUUCUGAGAUAGGUUUAUUCAAUUCGGAGGAGGCUAUUUCUGAAGCACAAAUGAGAAGUAUAGUCAUUCGUGGGUUGAAACUUGAAUAUAUUCCAUUUGUGACGUCGAUUCAAGGAUGGGCUCAACAGCCAUCAUUGGAGGAGUUUGAAAAUUUAUUGUCGUCACAGGAACUACUAGCCAAUCAGUUGGCUAGUGUAUUUGUCAAAGAAGGAGAAGAAAAUGCUCGUGUAGCCAACAAGAGGAACUUUAAUGGAAAAACGAGAGAUAUGCCACACUCUCGAUCCUCAAGUGGUUUAAGCUCACCUGGAAAGAAGGAAGAGCCUUCUAACUAUUAUGGUAAGAAUACUCCCAGAUGUUAUCGAUGUGGUAAUGUAGGACACAUAAAAAGAUAUUGCCGAGCCAAUGAGAGUAAUAUGGCUCAAAAGGUUACUGAAGAAGAAGAAAAGUGGGGAAUGUGUUUAGUAGCUGAGGCUCCAGCAAUAGAUGCUAUGGUUUCUCUCAACCUUGAAAGAGAUUGGAUCGAGGAUUCAGAAUAUAAUGCAGUCGACCACGUGGAGAAGCAAGACACUGAUGUCAUCGAAAUGAAGCAAGAAACUCUUGAAGAUGUUCAUAUUGGUGACAUGAUAGCUUCUAUCGAAGAAAUCAAGGAAAUAAAUUAUGAACGAGCAGUGCCUGGAGCUAUAUAUGCCGAUGGUGACCUUUAUGGAGAAAGUAUUGAGAAAGAUGUAUAG
Molecule: messenger RNA, 1140 nt
Organism: Solanum tuberosum (potato)
Lineage: Eukaryota; Viridiplantae; Streptophyta; Magnoliopsida; Solanales; Solanaceae
Exons: 1
Coding region: 1-1140 (379 amino acids)
Molecular function (GO): zinc ion binding; nucleic acid binding
Source: RefSeq, a predicted model, not a curated record